GUCUCUGCCCCUGACCCCUGACGACGACAAAGUUGAGGUUGGAGGUGGCGGCGGCGAAGGAGGAGGAGGAAGAACAGCACGGGCCAAAGCCGUUGCCAUGUGGACAGAGACGCCACCCUCUGUGUGUGUGUGGGGAGAGAGAGAGGGGGUGACGAGAGCCGAGCACUCGAGGUAAGGACAACUCAACGCAAUCGGCAAUGACAAACCACCGCGGUUUUGCCUCUAUUGGAUUGCCAGCAACAGUAGCCAGUCGUUUCAAGAAUGAGCCGCAUCCGCUUUGUCAACCCGCUGCUGGAUGAAGUUCUCGGUCCGGAGCGCUUUUGGUUGACCAUACUUCAGCACGCUGGUCAGUGCGGCCUCCUCCGUUGGUGGAUGGUUGGACAAGCGGAGAGUCAGGAUUGGCUUGGAUGUCCAUCACCGCAAACUGAUUGUUGGUCGGCGCAUGGUGUGGCAUUGUCCGUCCCUCCCGCCACAUCACAAUUCGUGCUCCGUGCCUGUGAGACCGACUCCGUCUCCAUGGAGGUGGAGGCCCCAGCUCCGCGUCGCCGGCCCUCAUCCCGCGUGACCCGCGGCGGGGGCAACCGCCCCCUGACUUUGGCCGCCACCGCUAGCGCUUCACGGACCGCAAACAAGGAGGACGAGAAGACGGCUUACUUGGCCAAGGUAGCGGCGCAGCAGGACGCUACCAGCUUCGUGGAGCGGCUGAGUCGCGGCGAGCAGCAGGAGCUACUGGCUGGCGUCGCGUGCGGGUGGCUGCCUGCCGGAGACGACACAAGGCCCAACAGGGAGGCUCCCGCGGGGAUCGUCAGCCAGAUGACCGGAAUUGGCGCCUCCACCGAGAUUCUGCAGCUGCUGUGGCCUCUGCGGAAGGACGGGCCGCCCCCGCUAGACGCGCGCGAGGUCCACCAGAUGGUACGAGAGCUCACGCUUGGCUUGUACGGCCUCAAUCAGGCACCCGGCGUGAGCAUGGAGCCCGCGAUCGACAGGAGCACGGUGUGCCAGUUGCCGCCCGCAUACGUCCACACGAGGGUGGGUCAGGUGCUCGCCGAGGUGGACUACACGCUCAAGGCGCUGUGGCACGGGGCGCACAUGGGCCGCGAGAAGCGGGUGCGGUUUGGGGAGUACUGGCGCGCGGGCCUGGAGCUGGACAGCAUGCGGCGCACGCAGGAGGAUAAGGAUAUCCUGCAAGACUUCACCUCGGCCGGGAUGAUCGACGUGGCCAAAGACCCGGACUGGGCCGGGAUCUAUGAGGACGACGGCGUGGCUGACCCCUCGUACGAGGUCAACAGCGCCGACGAGCGCCUCCUCUUCACGGAGCACUCGGAGGGUGCGUGGCUGGGCCUGGUUGUGGCGGUGGCCUCAGUCGCUCAGCACCAUGGCCUUUUUGUGUGCGAGCCCCGCUGGGACGUGGACGGGGGCCUCCGUCCCAGCGACGAGCAGGCGGAGCCGCCUCCCCGGAUCCGGCGCCGGCUGCAGCGGCGGCUGGCCACGCACCGGCGCUUGAUGCGCGCACACUUGCCACGCAAGGCCGAGACGCGAACGCUGCUCGAUCAGCUAGGCCUCGUGGCGUGCCUAACGCCCAUCCUGCUGGCGCUCAAGCGGCGGAUGAAGGUGCCCAACCUGGGUCGGUUGCUGCCGCCGCUCACCGAGGAGAAACUCAAGACGGAGUCAGAGUUCCCACCGCUGGUCCUGGGCCCCGACUUUGCGUGCCGCCACUUUUUGUACGAGGAGCAGAGCUACUUUCACCUGCACGGUUCCGUGCAGCUCGAUCUCAGCACGCCACCCCUCGGCAACAUCGACCCAGACAUCGCGGGCCGAUAUGCGGAGAUCCAGCACUCGGGGAGUUCUCAUCUCCUCCAGAUGCUGGACCCAGACGCUCCCUACAGGGAGAGCCACCCCUUUCCCACCAUCGUCGUGGGGGAUGAAACGUACCAGGUGAUCUCGGUGCCACUGGAGCCCUUCUCUCCACACAUGGGGCGGCCGUGGUGGUGCGGGGCGUUGCGCCAGCUGGUCGACUCGCUCCGCCUGCGCCGCCUCCCGCUCAGCGACGUCAUCAUCCAUGAGCAGUUCAAGCAGCGGUUUGGAUACCGCAGAGCCAUCCGCUACAAGAGCGUGCCGGUGGGCCUCCGGGCGGCAACCCAGGGUGGCCUGGUGGCGGCUUUCCUGUCCCUGAGCCGCCGGGAGGUCGCGUCCCGACUGGGCACGCUGGACGAGCGGGGCCUCGCGCUGGUGCACCACGCCGCCAUGCACAACCGCCCGCCGAUGCUCAGCCUGCUCGCCAACGCCGGCGCCGACCUGCAAGCACCGAGCCGCUCAGAGGGGCCCGACCCACGCCUCAACGGUCCCGCUCCCAUCCAUCUGGCGGCGCAGCACGGCUCGCUGGAGGCAUUGGGCUGCCUGCUCGCGCUGCGUGUCGACCCGGCGCUGGCGGAGGGGCACGGCUGGACCGCGGCACACUUUGCGGCGGCACACGAUCACGAGCCGGUGAUCCGCGCGCUCCACCACCACGACCCCGCGCUGCUCACGGCGCGUGCCACCACCCCUCCCCGAUCGACGCCGGUGCUGGUGGCGGCGGCGCAUGGCUCGCUGGACACCCUGCGCUGCCUCCUCGCGCUGGGCGCGGAAGCCACGGGUGCCGAUGACUGCGGGAAAACGGCGGCACACGUGGCCGUCGCCGGCCUGCACACGGACGUGCUGCAGCACCUGGCUCGACUCCAGCUGCCCGAGCUGCCAGUGUGGGCCCUGCUCGUCGGGAUGUUGGGCGAUGAAAAUAUCGAGAAGGUUGAGAUGACUGCACGGUGCCUGGAGGUGCUGUGUGUCUCGCGGGACAGAUACGAGCAUAGGACGGACAACUGGAGACACCUGCUGGAAGCAGGCGGUAUGCCCGAGCUGGUUCGGCUGCUGGACAGUGAGAGCGAGACGGUGACGUGCCUGGCGGCGUCGGUCAUCUGCAACGUGUCCGACCACGGGGAGGCAUGCGAUGCGGCCGUGGCGGCCGGCGCCAUCCCCGUGCUGGUGCGGCUGCUGGGCUCGACGGCGCGUGGGGAGCUGCAGUCGCGCUGCGCCGUCGUGCUGGGCGACGCGGCCGCCCUGGGCCACCGCGACGCCAUCGCCCGGGAGAAAGGGAUCGCGGCACUGGUGCGACUGACCCAGCGAUGCAGCCUCGAGGGCGUGCUCGUGAACGUCGUGGACACCGUGCGCGUCAUGUGCGACGGCGACCCGUCAUGCCAGGUGGCCGUGGUGCGCGAGGGUGGCAUUGGUCCUCUCGUCGAGUUCCUCGGACUCGACUCAGACAGCCUGCAGGCCGCUGCAGCACUGGCCCUGGCGACCGUCACGAGGGCCCACGAAGGGAACCAGGCGGCGGCGGCGGCCGGGGGCGCGCUGGCGGCGCUGGCGCGGCUCGUGUGUAGCCGGCGCACGGAGGAGCAGGUGAGAGCGGCGGUGGCGCUCCAGGCGCUGUGCGACGGCAACCCCGGCAUCCAGCGUGACUUCUUGGCACUGUCCGUCACCCAACCCCUGCUGCGUCUUCUCAAGGUGUUCCAGCUGGAGGUGCGGGAGCAUGGGGCGCUGGCGCUGUGGGCGCUGGCGGGCGGAACCCAGCACCAGCAGGCGGCCGUGGUGCUGCAGGUUGGCCUGCGUCUCAUCAUCGACAUGCUGCUCGCAUCCUCCGACAAGCUGCAGUUUGUCGGUUGCCACGCGAUGGCAGCGAUGGCUCGGGAGGGCCGCGCCCACCAGGAGCAGAUCUGCCGUGAAGACGGCGUCGCCCCGCUGGUGCGGCUGCUGCGAACCCCGCGCACCACCGAGCGGACGCUGCUAGCUACCGUCUCCGCGCUCGGGGCGCUCUGCGUGGGUGUGGCCCAUGUGAACACGCGGCUCAGCCAGAACAAGGUGGAGGAGGAGCAGGCCAUUCCCGAGCUGCUGCGGCUCCUGUCAACUCACGCCAACCCCAACAUCAAGGUGGAGGCGGCGUGCACGCUGGCCUACGUCCUGCUGAAGAACCACGAGGUCCAGGAGAAGAUGAUGGAGAAGGAUGGCUUCAACUACGACGUGAUCCUGGAGCUCCUGGAGCAUCCGGACAGGGCGGUCCGGCUGCGUGCGGGCUACGCCCUCGCCGUCUUCGCCUACAAUAACCGGGAGCAGCAGGCGACCUUGGCGCAAGCGGGGCGCAUAGCCGUCAGCGACCUCCUGCCCUUCCUAGAGUCGGAGAACGAGCACGAGCAGGCGCAAGCCGCCUUCCAGAUGGUGGUGCUGUCCGGAGUGUUCCGGGAUGGCGAACAAGUUCCGCUCACGGCGCAGGGCCUCUCCGUGCUGGUGGGACUCCUCAGCUCCAGCAACCUGGAUUCCAUCGUCUUGGCUAGUGAGCUCCUUGCCAGUCUGGCACACACGAGGGCCGGCCUUCCCAUUGCCAUGGUGACUCUGGGGGCCAUGGAGAUGCUCACCGAGCACCUCUUCUCCUCCGCCGACACGGUUCGUGAGGCAGCGGCGGUGGCAUUGGGCUACCUGAGCUUCAACCGCGAGGCUCACCGCAUGCUACUGGUCUCCUGCCGCUGCCGGCCCGGCCUCUACAGGCAGCUCAUGUCCAGCCUGGGCCCCGAUGCACGCAUCAGCCCAGACUUCAUGGCUGACUUCGAGCGGCAACAGCUCAUCGGCCUGCCGGCGCUCAGCUUGGAGAUAUACGGUGGCCCCAAAGUCAUCCCCAACAAUCAUAAAGGCCGAGCCAAAACCGCCGUGGGCCCCCGAUACAAGGCCGAUGGUUCACCGGAACGGAGAACUCCUCGGGCAAUCUCAGCGCCGGCCAAGCUGGCCCUGCAGCCCUCGAGGGGCACUUCUCUCCGCGCCAAGUCAGCGGCGCCUCGGGCCCACCCAGCGUCCGCAGCGCUCGGCGGCAGAAACAUGCGACCCCUGUCCCGGCUGAGCCAAAUUUGAGGCCGCCCGAGAGGUGCAGGAGUGGCAGAGUUGUUUUUGACACACGGUUAUCCAUGUCCACACUGAGACACGAUACAUGUCAUGCUUGCUCUAAAAUGUGGCCGCCACUCCCCCUGAUGUCCUGUCCACUUCAGCAAUCAAGGCCUUCUGUUUAAGCCUCCAGUCAACCUUCACUUAAUGGGAGGUUUCUCAUUCUCCCCUACAGCACCGACAGUCUUUAACUACCCCAGCCAUCCGUGCUGUUGACUCCCUGCCGAUACUCAAGUCCUUCCUUUUUUCCCCUCUAUAAGUGCUUCUAAUUACGUGCCCACUGUAUCUGUACAGAUAUGCGGUUGCAAUUUAGAUGCCAUAUGAAUCAAAAUUGCAUUGUUUCUAUACAGUUGUGAUAAUAAUAAUGGGAUGGGUCUGGUCAGGUGGUGCUAUGGUUAGAGAAACUGACUCACCAUGAGGUUGCAAAUUCAAAAUCCAGUCAAGGUGCAGGGAGAGAAAAUCAAGUACCACUUUGUGGGAAUUCAAACGUUAUUCACAAAUAACCAUCAUCAAAGGAACAGUGCCUCGCGGUUGUAGAUGGACGUGAGCAGUGUUCAUUUGCUAGAUGAUGCAGGAAAAUCCUUUUGACUUGACUUUGUUACUUGGGUGCUGUGUGAACUACAUGUAUUGCAAUUAAAAAGGCAGUACCAGAUUUUGAUCAGCAGAUGGCGACACGAUGUUGGUUUGCGUGCGUGAGCGGCGAGACACUCGGGUGCGCGGGAUGUCAAAAGCUACGAUGGAUUUCUGAUGCGGUAAUAAAGGGUAUACAGGGAUACCUUUAA
This is a messenger RNA of Petromyzon marinus (sea lamprey), 5738 nucleotides long. The record is from RefSeq and is a predicted model, not a curated record. Lineage: Eukaryota; Metazoa; Chordata; Hyperoartia; Petromyzontiformes; Petromyzontidae.